AUGGUGUUCGGAGAAAAGAAACAAGGAGUUAUCUCCGGUUCGAUAACCUGGAAGAAUAAAGAAUACAUCGAAAUCUUUGACAAAGAUUAUAAAUAUAUCUAUGGAGAAGUCGACGAUCUUUUCAUCGCACACGGCGCUUGGGUUGAAUACAACGUCGUCGAUGCUCCAGCUGAUCACCCGAAAAAUUGUUUCAAGGAAGCAAGAAAUGUGGAUAUGGAAGUGAAGUUCUCUAAUGCGCCGACAACUGAUGAGUUCGGAAAGAAAAAGAUGGAUGUUCGAGAUUUCAAUAAAGUUGACUUCUUUCAUUAUCUUCCAGAAGAAGGACUGCUGACGCACAAGUCAACGAUUCGCCGUAAUUUUAACAUCGGAAAUUACUUCAACGAUUAUUACGGCGAUGUGAUUAUGUCAAAGGAUUCACGCAAUCGUCUGAUCCAAUUCUCCAUCAACAAACUGGAUGUCAUGUUGAAUUUGAUUCCAUCUCACUGUUAUACUGGAAGUGGGCCACAUUGGGAAGUUACACAUUUCAUCAAUCAAGGAAAACCGUACAGCAUAAAUGGAUAUCUCUCCAUUCUCGGACUUGUGCUCCGUGGACCCGGUGGCGUUGUCCGAAAUAGGCGUGAUGUCAUCAUUCCACCCGACUCGCUUCGUCUGAAAGAUCAGAAGCGUAACACGCAAACCACCUACGAUUCGAGUUGGGAAGAAUAUCCAAAUGCGUCUCGAGAAAAAGAAGAUUUCGUCGGAACAACAACGCAAAGAGGAAUCGGUUUACAUGAAGAAUCUAAUUCUUCGAGAACUUUGACUCCUCCAUACGAAGCCGGCGGAUCCCGAUCUCUGGAACCAUCAACUUUGGGAAGUACUGAAUACUCUCAGAAGACAUCGAGCGGGUUCACCCAUGACAUCAGAGAUUCUGAGAAAACACCAACUUCGCCUGGUCUAGGUGACAAAAGUUUCGGAUCUUUCGGAGUUACUUCUAAAGCCACUUCGUCUCAAAUGAAUCACAGUCCACGUCCCGUUGAAACGUAUCCAGCCGGUUUCGGAAGAUCCUUUGGAACACAAAAUUCUGAGCUUUUCUCAUCUGAAAACCGGCAACUAGGAUUCCGAGCAAGUUUAGGAAGUUUUGGUGCGUCUUCAGGAUCGUUUGGAUCUAGGAACACGCGCGGAUUGUCACUUGGAUCAUUCAGAGCACCGCCAGCCCAAUCGUCAGUGAAAUUUCCAACUACUCCCGUGUUUGACGAAGAUUAUGAGGUUCCAGAAUUAGCUUCUGAAGCUCCAAGUUUUCAAAGUUUCGAGCACAUCAAUGAAGAACAAAAAGAAAAACAUAUUCCGGAGUCUCCAGUUUCCAAAGACGACGAUAAUUGGGGAGAAGUUUCUGAUUUUCGUCUGGGAACGCGCCCUCCAUCCAGUAAUAGAAGUCACUUGCUUCCGCCACGAGCCGUUAAACCUGGUCUUUCUCGAUUUAGCAAUGCACAUUUCUAG
Molecule: messenger RNA, 1476 nt
Organism: Caenorhabditis remanei
Lineage: Eukaryota; Metazoa; Nematoda; Chromadorea; Rhabditida; Rhabditidae
Exons: 4
Coding region: 1-1476 (491 amino acids)
Source: RefSeq, a predicted model, not a curated record